AUGGAAAAAAUUAAAAUAUUAAGAUUUGAUAGUCCAUUAAGUUUAGAAUAUUUAGGUAUGAAAAAUAAAGGAAUUAUAUGGAAUAGAAAUAUUCAACGAUGGAAAUAUCAACGUUUUAAUUUUUCUCAAAAAGCUUUAAAUAAUAAACUAUUAGAUAAUGCAAAAAAAUAUGUUUCAAAUGAUGCUGCUGAUUACAUUUUAAAAUAUCUUGACAAAUAUGAAAUUGAAACAAAUAUAAUUGAUACAAUGGAUUUUUUACGUUCAAUAUCAUUUACAAUAACAUGUUAUUUAUUUCUUGAAUUACCUAUUGGAACGAUUUCAAUUGAAGAAACAAAAUAUUAUGUUAACUCAAUUGUACAAUAUUUUAAAGCAUGGGAAUAUUUUUUAUUAGAACUAACUCAAUUUUAUGAUGAAAAACAAACAAAUAAACAUAAAAAAUCAAUAAAACAAUUAAAUGAUGUUGUUAAUGAAUUGAUAUCUAAACGAGUAAUGAAUAAUAAUUGUUUAUUUAUUAAUUCAUUAUUAAAUGCUCUUGACAAUCAACAAAUAACAAAAGAAGAAAUGAAUCAAUGUAUUUUAGAUAUGUUGAUUGCCGGUACAGAUAUAUCAUUUGUUACAAUGUUUUAUUUUCUUCUUGCACUUUGUGAUCGAAAGGAAUUAGAAGAACAAUUAUUAAAAGAAUUAAAAGAAAAUUCUUAUCAAAUUCUUACAAAUGGUUUAAAAGAAUCAAUGCGUUUUAAAUCAGUUGGUCCUGUUAUAAUGAGAUGUACUAUUAAUGAUGAUUUUUAUAAUAAUAUUCAUAUUAAAAAUGGAUCAAAUAUAAUUAUUAGUUUAGCUGAUAUGCACAGAAGAAAUGAACAUUUUAUAUUAGGAAAUCAAUUUAAUUUAAUUAAUGUUGAAGAUAAAGAUUUAUCAAAUACAAAUAAUGAUAGAAAUGUUUUUGUUCUAUUUAGUAUAGGACUUAAAGAAUGUGUUGGUAGAUGGUUAGCAAAAGUUGAAAUGGAAAUUAUUAUUGAAAAAUUAAUUUUGAAUUAUUCAUUUAAACGUGCUAAUGGAACAAAAGCAUUAGAAGAUUUACAAACAUGA
Rotaria sp. Silwood2 is the source of this 1086-nucleotide messenger RNA. NCBI's taxonomy places the organism in Eukaryota, Metazoa, Rotifera, Eurotatoria, Philodinida, Philodinidae. The record is from the annotation of a GenBank genome assembly.